AUGAAUGAAGGCCAAGCUAAACAGAGCAGUCUGGGUGUGCUGUCUGCAAGCUUCAGUGACUAUUUGGAUCAACGGCCUUUGCAAUGUGUGGUUUUGGGCUUUGUCAACGGGAAUGGCAACGGCACGAUUGGUAAUGGAGGCAGAGGCGAGGGUAGGAUACGAGGUCACAGAGAGGGCGAAGGAGGGAAUGGAGAAAGGAGGAGACUCCGGCCACGUGUUAAAGCCCAGUCCACACUGGAUGGAGAAGAAUGCAGGGAGAACGGUGGAAAACACAGAGUGAGACGGCUGUGUCAUUAUGUGGUGAACCUACGGUACUUUGAGAUGUGUAUCCUCACAGUCAUCACCAUGAGCAGCAUCGCCCUCGCUGCUGAAGACCCUGUGCAGGCCAAUGCCCCGCGCAAUGAUGUGCUGAAAUACCUAGAUUACGUCUUCACUGGUGUGUUCACAUUUGAGAUGGUUAUAAAGAUGAUCGAUCUUGGGCUGCUGUUGCAUCCUGGGUCUUACUUCAGGGAUCCGUGGAACAUACUGGACUUCAUUGUAGUCACUGGUGCUCUGGUGGCCUUCGCCUGCUCGGGUCAGUUCCUGGAGUACGGCAGUGAUGGAGGGGCCAUGACACAGCCACGCGAGUGGAAAAAGUAUGAUUUCCAUUAUGACAACGUCCUGUGGGCCUUUCUGACCCUGUUCACUGUCUCUACAGGAGAGGGCUGGCCAACAGUGCUGAAACACUCUGUUGAUGCCACAUUUGAAGACCAGGGUCCCAGUCCGGGUUACCGCAUGGAAACCUCCAUCUUCUACGUGGUCUACUUCAUCGUCUUCCCCUUCUUCUUUGUCAACAUCUUUGUGGCUUUGAUCAUCAUCACAUUCCAGGAGCAGGGAGAUAAAGCCAUGUCAGAUUGCAGCUUGGAAAAGAACGAGCGAGCUUGUAUCGACUUUGCCAUCAACGCCAAACCUCUGACUCGUUACAUGCCGCAAGACAAGCAGUCUUACCAGUACAAGAUAUGGAAGUUCGUGGUGUCCACUCCAUUUGAGUACUCCAUCCUGACCAUGAUCGCCAUCAACACAGUGGUUCUCAUGAUGAAGUUCCAUGGUGCUCCUAAACCGUAUGAGGACAUGUUGAAGUGGUUGAACAUCAUCUUCACAGCUCUCUUCACGCUGGAGUGCAUUCUCAAGGUCAUCGCCUUUGGCCCUCUGAACUACCUAAAGGAGGCAUGGAAUAUUUUUGAUUUUGUUACUGUGCUGGGGAGCAUCACUGAUAUCCUGGUUACUGAGAUCAAGGAUAAGAGGAUUAAUCUGAGUUUCCUGAGACUCUUCCGGGCCGCUCGUCUCAUUAAACUCCUCCGUCAGGGCUACACCAUUCGCAUCCUGCUCUGGACCUUCGUUCAGUCCUUUAAGGCUCUACCGUAUGUGUGUCUCCUCAUUGCAAUGCUCUUCUUCAUAUACGCCAUCAUCGGGAUGCAGGUGUUUGGUAACAUCAUGUUGUCCGAGGAGUCAGCUAUCAACAUUCACAAUAACUUCCAAACUUUUUUUCAGGCCCUCAUGUUGUUGUUCAGGAGUGCUACAGGGGAGGGUUGGCAUGAAAUUAUGCUGUCUUGUCUGAGCGACAGGCCAUGUGACCGUGACUCUGGCUAUACUGGAAAAGAGUGUGGCAGUGAUUUCGCUUACUUCUACUUUGUCUCUUUCAUCUUCCUUUGUUCCUUCCUGAUGCUGAAUCUGUUCGUCGCCGUCAUCAUGGAUAACUUUGAGUACCUGACACGUGACGCUUCUAUUCUCGGGCCUCAUCACCUCGACGAGUUCAUCCGUGUCUGGGCUGAGUACGACCCUGCCGCCUGUGGAAGGAUACACUAUAUGGAUAUGUACAAUUUGUUGCGCAUAAUCUCACCCCCCCUUGGUUUAGGAAAGAAGUGCCCUAAUAGGGUGGCAUACAAGCGGUUGGUGAGGAUGAACAUGCCCAUAGCUGAAGACAGUACGGUUCACUUUACCUCCACUUUAAUGGCUCUCAUCCGGACCGCCCUGGAGAUUAAACUGGCAUCAGCGUCACUGGUACAGGGCUGCCUGUUUUGGUACCAGGCCAUUCUGCCACUUUGA
This is a messenger RNA of Sinocyclocheilus rhinocerous, 2085 nucleotides long. Its product is annotated as voltage-dependent N-type calcium channel subunit alpha-1B-like. The record is from RefSeq and is a predicted model, not a curated record. Gene Ontology annotation, molecular function: high voltage-gated calcium channel activity. Gene Ontology annotation, biological process: chemical synaptic transmission; calcium ion import across plasma membrane. The coding region runs from base 1 to 2085 and encodes 694 amino acids. Gene Ontology annotation, cellular component: voltage-gated calcium channel complex; membrane; neuronal cell body. The transcript has 18 exons. Lineage: Eukaryota; Metazoa; Chordata; Actinopteri; Cypriniformes; Cyprinidae.